AUGUGGAGACCUCUGUCCGCGAUCGUCUUUCUUUUGGCGAUCGUUAAUCCGCUGGCGGAGGCGUCUCGUCUCAGUUCUGACCAACUUCAACUGGAUGACUACCUCGACUACGAUGGAGUGAUGCAGUACCUGGAUCAGCUGGCACGAGCAUAUGCCGAUCGGAUCACAUUAAAGGACAUGGGUCGAACGGUCGAAAAUCGUUCCCUGAUACUCGCCAUGGUAACAAACGGAGAUGGGCGUCUGGGAAAGAGGGUGAUAUUCAUGGAUGCCGCUCUGCAAGCCAACGCGUGGAUGACCCCCGUGGCCGCCCUCUAUACCAUCUAUAAGUUGGUGGUGGAGUUCGAGGAAAAUGCCGAUCUUCUGGCCGAUUUCGAUUGGCACAUUAUGCCACUGGCGAAUCCGGACGGUUACGAGUACUCUCGCAAAACGAAUACUAGGUGGAUGAAAACGAGGACACCGAAUGGCGGCAACUGCAACGGCACCGAUCUCGACAGGAAUUUUGAAGUGGGCUUUGGACUCGGUUUUUGGGAAAUAAGAGGUCCUUGCGAAGACAAUUAUGCGGGCUAUGCACCAUUCUCAGAGGUGGAGGCACGUACAGUGCGCGACAUAAUGCACAGCCUGGUAAAAAGUGAGCGAGGAGUCAUGUAUCUUUCCCUGCACAAGUCCCACCGUUCGGUUAGCUAUCCUUGGGUCUAUGACAGUACACCGGUUCCUAAUCAAGGGGAACACAUUGAAAUUGGCAAGUUCGUGGCCGAUAAAAUAUUAGAAAGUACUGGUAAGGCUAUAAAUAUAUGGCCGGGAAUUAUAUAUGGUAGAGAAUCCGGUGGUACUAGCAUCGAUUACGCCUUUUACAUAGGAUUUCCCUUAUCGUUUGUCUUCAAUAACGGGGUUUUUUCAACAACCUCGAAGAUUCGCCGCGUAGCUGAUGAAUCGUGGACGGGUAUACGAGCCUUUGGCAAGAAGGCCAUUGAAAAGUAUCCACCAUCCAGGCCAAUACAUCAGUCCGAGGAACACAGACCUACCAAAAAUUCAGCAUCACGGAAUUGGGACUUAGCUCCCGUGGUUGGAACAACUACGCUGCUUUUUCUCUAA
Molecule: messenger RNA, 1092 nt
Organism: Drosophila rhopaloa
Lineage: Eukaryota; Metazoa; Arthropoda; Insecta; Diptera; Drosophilidae
Product: carboxypeptidase B-like
Exons: 3
Coding region: 1-1092 (363 amino acids)
Biological process (GO): proteolysis
Molecular function (GO): metallocarboxypeptidase activity; zinc ion binding
Source: RefSeq, a predicted model, not a curated record